Molecule: messenger RNA, 429 nt
Organism: Nicotiana attenuata
Lineage: Eukaryota; Viridiplantae; Streptophyta; Magnoliopsida; Solanales; Solanaceae
Exons: 2
Coding region: 1-429 (142 amino acids)
Source: RefSeq, a predicted model, not a curated record
AUGGCUGAAGACUCCGACCUUUGGGACAUGAUUUGUGAUGGUCCCUUUGUCCCUAUAAAGGCCGUUGUAGAGGGAACAAAGACUAUUCCAAAGACAAGAAAAGAAUACUAUGACGAGUAUAAUCGCAUCUCGGCAUGUGAAUCUGCCAAGGAAAUCUGUGAAGCUCUUCAAACGGCUCACGAAGGGACUACUCAGGUAAAGCAGUCCAAAAUAGAUAUGCUUACAACUGAGUAUGAACUCUUUAAAAUGAAAGAGGAUGAGUCCAUUCAAGAGAUGCAUACCUGCUUCACCUCCAUAAUCAAUGAGCUUCAUUCACUUGGUGAAAUUAUUCCAACCAACAAGCUGGUCCGGAAGAUACUCAGUGUUCUACCAGGUUCCUUGGAGAGCAAGGUUAAUGCUAUCACUGAAGCCAAGACCUGCAGAAGCUGA